AUGGCCAGCCCGCAGUACACCGCGAGGAAGGUUGGCGCUCCCAACACCCUGGAGCACCGCAUCUACAUCGAGGAGAAUGGCAAGCCCAUCUCGCCAUUCCACGACAUCCCGCUGUAUGCCAAUCCAGAGCAGACCAUCCUCAACAUGAUCGUUGAGAUCUCGAAAGAAGAAACGCUCAACCCGAUCAAGCAAGACACCAAGAAGGGCAAGCUACGAUUCGUCCGCAAUUGCUUCCCGCACAAGGGCUAUCUCUGGAACUACGGCGCCUUCCCUCAGACAUGGGAGGACCCCGAGGUCGAACACCCCGAGACUAAGGCUAAGGGUGAUAAUGACCCGCUUGACGUCUGCGAGAUCGGUGAGCUUGUGGCGAAGCCCGGCGAUGUCAAGCAGGUCAAGGUCUUGGGCAUCAUGGCACUGCUCGACGAAGGCGAGACUGACUGGAAGGUCAUCGUCAUCGACGUCAAGGAUCCUCUUGCAAACCGACUGAACGACAUCGAGGACGUCGAGAGGCAUCUGCCAGGCCUGCUGAGGGCGACCAACGAGUGGUUCCGCAUCUACAAGAUCCCCGAUGGAAAACCAGAGAACCAGUUUGCUUUCUCGGGAGAGUGCAAGAACAAGAAGUACGCCAUGGACGUCGUCCGGGAGUGCGCUGAAGCCUGGGAGCGUCUGAUCACCGGAAAGGCCAACAAGGGUGACAUCUCGCUUGUCAACGUGAACGUCGCCAAGUCUCCCGACCGUGUCGACCCUCACAGCCUGAACAUCGCACCGGGCGAGAACAAGCUUCCCGCACCGAUCGAUCCGUCCAUCGACAAGUGGUUCUUCAUCUCUGGCGCUCCCCAGUAG
This is a messenger RNA of Verruconis gallopava, 843 nucleotides long. Its product is annotated as inorganic pyrophosphatase. Gene Ontology annotation, biological process: phosphate-containing compound metabolic process. The record is from RefSeq and is a predicted model, not a curated record. Gene Ontology annotation, cellular component: nucleus; cytoplasm. Lineage: Eukaryota; Fungi; Ascomycota; Dothideomycetes; Venturiales; Sympoventuriaceae. The transcript is spliced from 5 exons. The coding region runs from base 1 to 843 and encodes 280 amino acids. Gene Ontology annotation, molecular function: inorganic diphosphate phosphatase activity; magnesium ion binding.